AGUACGGGCGGAUAGUUUUAGAGAUUAUUAUUAAUUACCCUAAAAUAUUUGAAGACAGACAAACUUAUUGAAACAAAGACUGCCCAAUCCGCCAGUUUGGCUUUGAAUUCCUUAAAUCGAAGGGCUAAUAUCCGUCUCUGGUUUAGCGGAAAGCCCAUAAUGUUUUUGUUCAUGAAUCUAUUCAGAUCUGCGCUAGUUGCGCCCAGCUACUUAUGAAUAACCCCCGACCGUACCCAGCCCAGCUACCCUGGAGAAGUUGCGCGAUCUAUCAUCAGUACUGUUAACAGAUCCUCCUCCCCUCGGGUUGUUCCCAUGCGGAACACAUCCGAAUUGCCUUCAUGGAACCGAAACCGAAACCGACUCCUAAGCCUAAAACGCGGGUCCAAAUAUCUUUACCCUCGAAACCUCGACCGUACAGACCUGGCGAUGGUCCUCCGCUAGCUCCUCUUAGAAUCGUCCCCGAAAAUGAUUCAGACGCGUUUAUAAUCGACAAGCGCGUUCUACCCGACAUAACUGCUAAUGGCAAACCGAAGUUGCAGAUGUACUAUGUCGUGGGUUGGCGAGACCUACCUGCCGCGCGCGCGACUAUCCUUGCGACAAAAGUGCAUGAAUAUGUUUCACCCCGAGAGGUAGAAGAUUUCGAGUAUAGGGACCUACUUGAAAGAGACGAGGAAAUAGAGAGACAAGAAGCGGAGAAGAAUCGCAAGGCAGAGUUGGCAGCUAAGAAAAAGAAAGCAGCAAAAUCUACGAGCGCGACAAGUACAUCAACGCGACCGAGUACGCCAACAAAUUCCAGUCAGAAGAGGCGUGGUCGGCCAAGCAAGGCAGAGCUUCAAGCGCGCCACCUUGCAAAACGAGCGAGCAUCGGCGGUUCCCAAAAGAUCGAAGUAGAACUACCCCCCGCGAGCAGAUCAGGACCGUCCUUAUCCACUCCCCAAAAGAAACCAGCGGGGGAGCUCGUGACCGACGUUGAAGAAGAAAUUGAGGAGGAGGACCCUGAUGGCGCAAUAUUCAAACAACUAUGCGGCUAUGGUGAUAAUCUCGCCGAGGCCAUGGACGUAGAUGGUGACGAUGAGGAUGAUGACAUAACACCACAUAACAUCCCUGAGACCAUAUCGUCAGGCCCCGAAAUCAGACCGUAUGCUAGAACACUAUGGCUUAAUAAGGAUCCGACAUUGAUGAAGCGUGCUAAUGGCAAUCUUGCGUUCAAGUCUACCACAAGUCACGUCCCAGUCCCCGAGCCGCUUCGAUCGAGCAAGCAGUUUCCACCCCAACCAUCGUCCAAGCAACCCUCAAUCGCAGAACAAUCUAAACAACAAGAGAAUAACCGAUUACACAUGACACCUGUUCCAGUACCUUCACCAUUUGCCUCAAAUACAACGAUACCCAACUCCAAGCCACCUAAUAAGAAACAUUCCAAAACGCCUAUCCCAAUUCCCACGUCAUUAGAAUCGGCCAAGGGGGUUUCUCAGGCAAAAUCUGCCAAUGCGAAGCAAUCUAUAACUCCAGUCCCAAUUCCUUCAUGGCCCCACCCCACCACAAAGAAAGGCGAACCUCCCGCAUCUGCUCCGUCCAUACAAUCCACACUCCAACACUACGGCUUCACACCUGCAGGACGAAGCUUAGGUAAGUGGCCCUCGGCAGUAUCACUAUCACUUGGUGACAUGCCAGCGGAGUCGCCACUUGCCGGCCGGAGCAAUGGAACAAAACAGGUGCGAUCUUCGCGCGCAGAUAAAACCCCAAAAUUGAAGGAAAAAGAGAAAGAACAAGGCCAGGUAUGGGUAGUAGAACGGCUUGAAGGCGAUAAAAUUAUUAACGUCGAUGGUGUGCGGGUGCGCCACUACAAAGUGCGCUGGGAGGGCGAUUGGCCACCAGAUCAGAACCCUACUUGGGAGCCCGAGGAAAACAUACCUCCGGGAUUAAUUCAACCAUACCUAAAGAGAAAAACAGCUCGUCGGAAGACGGCGUCCCCGAACCAGAGUUACCACGCCCGAACGCCUACAAAAGCAUCAGCACAGCAUCCCUUUACUUUAAAGAGGAAGUACUCGAGCGUAGCCGAAGCGUUUGCAGGUGAUGAAGCAGAUUUAGAGGGGCUGCGAAAUAAUGUGGACCACGAUGGAGAGUCUCACGUUAAUGGUCGUGGUGGUAAUGGAUACGCGGACGGUGAGGAUGAUGGAGAAGAGGAGAUGCUCGUCGUCGCCCCCACCUCGGCUAAAUCGAAACUGAGACCCAGGCCAGAGGCAAUAGGUACGGCCUUUAUGAGAGACCUCGCCGCCGCCAUUCAACGCAGUCCGACUACUGGAAAAGGGGGCCGAUUAUGAUAUAUACUAAGAGUAGAACGCAAUUCUGCGUUCGUUAUGUUGCUGGAGUAGCUACGCGCUAUUGGAGGAGUGGACGAGAGAUUCAAGGGGAAAAAAUCCCCAAUAUGCAUGAUGGAAUACGAGCUACGGGCAUGAAUAUCUUGGUCUUCCUAGGUAAUCAGUUCUCAAACACUUACUUAGAUUACUAACGUAUCUGCUAGAGCUCGAAUUAGAAGCAUCGAAGCCUUGAUACCAAUGAAUAAUUUUACCAAAGUUGAUCAAAUACCCCCCGUCUUAUUAAUUAUAGCGAA
Molecule: messenger RNA, 2611 nt
Organism: Hypoxylon trugodes
Lineage: Eukaryota; Fungi; Ascomycota; Sordariomycetes; Xylariales; Hypoxylaceae
Exons: 1
Coding region: 339-2321 (660 amino acids)
Source: RefSeq, a predicted model, not a curated record